AUGUCCUCCAUCGUCUUAUAUAGACCGACAGGCAAAGGAAAGCGUCAACUCACGCAGUUGAUCGGCUGCGACCCGACCACUACCUCGUGGCCCAUGUGUUAGGUGUAUAUUAUAUACCUGGCUGUACCUAUACGUGCACUUGCAAGGAAAUCAUCAUCGGCAUCACAGUAUAUACCACCGCGGCAGAACAAAGUUCAUGGAUAAUAAGCAUUGACUGCGCGCUCCUGCCGGUACUUGGUAUAUAUAGAGUCCAUCGCGUUGCCGUGGCAGACCCAAGGACGCAAACACUGCACGGCACAAAGUGUGUGUUUAUGUGUGUACAUCGUAUUGUAGCUAGCUGUGUCUAUAAACAUAAGAGCUAGUAAGUAUAUAUAAGCACAGCUGCUGGUAAGGAUACAAUUAAGAGUUUGCGAGAGAGCCAUCACCGGCAGCAUGAAGACUCAGAGGGCCGUGAGCUUCGACGAGUCGUCGAUGGAAAGCGGCCUCGCGACUACGCCGCCGCAUCAACAGGAUGAGCAUCAGCGGCAGUGCGACAGUGGGCUCGGCAGCCAGGAGUGCACGAGCUGCAGGGACGUCACCCGCGAGCCACAGCAGCAGGAGGUCACCAGCCUCGAGGAAGCCAGGAAGGUCAUAGCCGCUCUCAGGGCGCGGCAGAGGGCACAGGCCCACCAGAUGCUCGCAUGGAGGAGGACCCUCAAACUCCAGGAGGAGCUGGUGUCGCGAUUGACGCGGGAAAAGGCCGAGCAGUUGCGGAGCCUGUCGUCGCAGUUGUUGCUCUUCGAGUCGCGCCUCUGCAGGAAGCAAAAGGAGAUAGAGGCGUGUCUGGGGCAGCGCGAGGCCAUCAUCAUGCGCCAGCAGCGUGCCAUCAAGCAGCUCCAGCAGAGGCUCCGGAACACCGGCGAGUCGACCCCUGGCAGCCCGAGCAUGGGCGGCCGAACCCCGGGAGCACCGGAUACCAGGGCCGCCAGCACACCCCUCGCCGGGGACUCGCCACCCUGCGACGCCCUCGACAGCCUCGGCGACAGCGACAGCGCCGUCGUCCUCGACUUUCUCGACGAUCCCUCUCCCCCAAGGUUUCGCUCGAAUCUGACGGACGUGACGGUGAUACGAUCGGUGUCGGACGCAGUCGAGCCGGCCAACAAGUACUGCGCGGCGAGCCGGCGCUGCAACGGUUUCCUGCGAAGGCCCGAGGUCCUCGAGACCGUGUACUCGGUGGAGGAGGACGCCGACGGGGACCGGCCGGAGCCCACCGACGCCGAGGCGGACAACGACCCCCGACAGCAGCCCGACCAUCGGGACACGCCGUCCAGCAGCGGCAAGCCCAGGCUGCGCGACUUGUACGGUAGCUUCGAGAGGCUGCAGGCCCAGCAGUCCCAGGGGGCCGCGUCGGCGGACAAACCCGCUGCUUCCCCGGCCCCGGUGCAGAGGACGAGGGACGAGAGCAGCCAGCAGGCACAGCAGGUCACUUACAACAGGGUGAUGAGCAACCACAGGUCGGUGACCAAGCCUAAGGACGUCAAGUACAAAAGGAUCAACAAGGCCAAGUCCAAGAGCUUGGAGGAGCUGCGCGGCAGGCUGAGGAACUGGGUCGAGAAGGGCAACAAGAUAGCCAUCUCCCUCGACCAGUCGUACGCCUGACGAUGAGCACCAGCCGUGAUGGGUACAUGAUUACGCGUCUGUAUAUUAUAUGUACGCCUCUCGCGAUUAUCAUCGCGCCAGGAUGAAUCGGCACCUGUACAUGGACGGGCACUCGUGUCCGUUACUUAUUAGCUUGCGCCUCUCUCCAUCUCUCUCCCUGAUGCACACUGUGUAAGUACGUGCGCUAACUUCUUCGAGUCAGCCAACGCGAGUUCUUUCGGUUAACUCGGACCGUGGCAACUAUACAAUCAUGUUAUUAUUACUACUAUUACUACUCUCCUUUGUCCGCACGGGCAAAUCAAUUCUAUUGUGAUAUUUGCGCGACGAGAUCAAUAAGAGAGAGAGAGAGAGAGAGAGGGUUUACGAGCAUAAAAAUGUGAUAAAUU
Molecule: messenger RNA, 2024 nt
Organism: Copidosoma floridanum
Lineage: Eukaryota; Metazoa; Arthropoda; Insecta; Hymenoptera; Encyrtidae
Source: RefSeq, a predicted model, not a curated record